Mya arenaria is the source of this 1191-nucleotide messenger RNA. RefSeq names its product NADH-cytochrome b5 reductase-like. The record is from RefSeq and is a predicted model, not a curated record. The transcript has 7 exons. Gene Ontology annotation, molecular function: oxidoreductase activity. Bases 188 to 1111 code for a protein of 307 amino acids. Lineage: Eukaryota; Metazoa; Mollusca; Bivalvia; Myida; Myidae.
UUGAAAUAUUGUAGCGCUAGUGCUGAGCUUCGAAUUAUAAUUAUUAAUUAAAAGGUCAGGUAAUUCGCAAGCACACAGUCAGUAUUUGUAAAGCUGGCAAAGUUGCAUAUUUUUCCACUGUUCUUCUUGAAAAUGAAAAAAACAAGGCUUGCAGACGUUUGUGUCCUCUGCUACUGCACAUCUAGUUAUGGAUAUUUGUGACAAGCUCCCACAAAAGCCAGAGCGACCUCUUGACAGUGACUGCUGUGGUCAAGGAUGUGAUCCCUGUGUACUGGACAUCUAUGAACAGGAACUGGACAUCUGGCACCAGGAAUGUCACAGACUGACAACUGGUCAAACUUGUGAACCACGAGAAUCAUCACUUGAAUUGCCAGCUGGUCCAGUACUUCAUCCAGCAGAAUACCGACCAUUCACUGUUGUGAAGAUUGAGAAAGAGACUGAAUGUUGUAAGAGGUACACAUUUAGUCUGCCUCAUGGUGAAACACUGGGGCUCAGGCCAGGUCAGCAUGUCAUUAUGAGCGCAACUAUUAAUGGUGAAACGGUGACCCGCCAGUAUACUCCUGUCUCAGACAUAGAGCAGAAAUCCUCAUUUGAACUUCUCAUUAAGGUGUAUGAUAAAGGCAAGAUGUCACAAUAUGUUAGAACAUGGUCUGUUGGGACAGAAAUCCAGCUACGUGGGCCAUGUGGAAACUUCAUAUACAAAUCUAACCAGUACAAGAUGAUGUUGAUGGUUGCAGUUGGCACAGGGAUCACUCCCAUGGCUCAGCUUAUACAGGCUAUUCUUAACAACAAAGAUGACGAGACCUUAAUACAGCUCCAUUACGGGUGUCGUACCUACAGGGACAUACUUUUAAAGGCACGGCUAGAUGAGUGGUCCCAAUACUGGAACUUAAGCUGCACUUACUACCUCAGUCAGGAAGCAGUCUGUGAUAACAAAACCUAUCGAUACCGAGACAGUGUUGUACAGGGACGAAUGAAUUCGACUCGCAUUACAUCUGUGAUGAAUCCACAAUCCUCUGACUAUCUUGUACUUGUGUGUGGAACAAAAAACUUUGAAACUGAUAUGCUAAAGCACUUAAAGGUUACCAGGGAUAAAGUGCAUAAAUUUUAGCCAUGUAAUUGUAUUUAUUAUUUAAAGGUAUAUACUCCUUCUGUGAUAAUAAAACUAUUGAUAAUAAGUUCUUUACAAAA